UCAGGCGCGGGAGACUGGCGGGGAAGGGGUUGGCUCCCCACGGGCAGGGAUGGGUUGGAGGUUGGGCUGCGGCGUUGCCAGGAGACGGUCCUGUGUGACCCCAGCUUCGCAGGGGGCGGCUCGGUGUCAUCGCCACCGGCCUCGGGGAUCUGCCUCACGGAAGUGGCUCGCGCGUCCAAGAGGGGAGGCCUGGUGUGGGGACGCUCAGGUGGCGGCGUGGGGCCCCCUCGGAGGCUGUGAAUCUUUUGGACCCCGGAAUGUAAAUGGGAGAUGGUAGAGUCCGCUCCGAGGGCGAGAGGUGUUUGGCUGAGGAAAGUUGACCCAAACCAGGUCCCGUACAGGAACGGAGACUCCCUAGGACCGUGAGAGCCGGCUUCAUAAUUAAUUCCCUUCCUCUUCAAACCUGAGAGCAGGAUGUUGCUCCGUUACCUUUCAUUCGUGUGCAGGAAAGAGUUAAGUAAAUCAAUAAAGAAGGUAUCAGCAAGUGAGAAAUGCCCCCUCAAAGACCGGAUGAGGUGACAGAAGAAGGGGGAGGGCCCCUCGAAAUCGGAUGACAACGGCAACACGACAAGAAGUCCUUGGCCUCUACCGCAGCAUUUUCAGGCUUGCGAGGAAAUGGCAGGCGACAUCAGGACAGAUGGAAGACACCAUCAAAGAAAAACAGUACAUACUAAAUGAAGCCAGAACGCUGUUCCGGAAAAACAAAAAUCUCACAGACACAGACCUAAUUAAACAGUGUAUAGAUGAAUGCACAGCCAGGAUUGAAAUUGGACUGCAUUACAAGAUUCCUUAUCCAAGGCCAAUUCAUCUGCCUCCAAUGGGCCUUACCCCACUCCGAGGCCGAGGACUUCGAAGCCAAGAGAAACUGAGGAAACUUUCCAAACCAGUAUAUCUCAGAUCUCAUGAUGAAGUUUCCUAAUCUAGAGGAAAGUUUAUUUCUGCAAAUGAUGAGCCAACUCGUUCUUGAAUGUAAACCAGAUGGCAAAACACUUCUUGAUUAGGGGCAAAAAUUCGAAUGUCUUCUUAAAACCUCCACAACUGAUUCUCACCCAUGAUGUGCACUUCGAUAUCCCUAGAGUUUCUCAGCGUCUUUCUUCCUGAGUGGAUGGCAUUAUCGGUAGAGGUCGUGGGCCUUACAUCCUCACUGCAGUCACCUUUGGAAACAAGACUAAGGGCUGUAGGAGGGAGGUGGAAGGGUGCAAGAGCUGUUGAUGGGAAUUCCAUUCACCACACAUGCCAGCUGAUGCAAAGAAAUUUGCCAGUCACUGGAAGUUACUGUGGCUACUGUAAAACUAUGUACCACUCUCAGAAUAUUCUUAGGCUUUUUAUUUUUUUUAAGCUAUAGAUUUUCUUAAAAGUGAGGUUUGUUGUGUGUGUGCGCUUUUUUGUUGUCUUUUGACCCUUCCAGUUUCCAGAUAAACUUAUCUUAAAAAGUUUGGUUUUUCAUGGAAAUUUUAUGAGAUUUCUGCCUUAACUAAAUGCAUAUAUUCCUUAUCUUAAAGCCUGUCACUACUUAGGAUGCAUGUAUAGGAUCUGAAAAGCUCACUUUAAACUCAUACUGCAUUCUUUACGAGUAUUUUACAUUAACAUAACUGAAAAGUACAAGGCCCAGGCUGGCUUUCAAAUUAUGUUUAAACAGAAAUGGGACAAAUAGACUUGAAAAUAGAACGGAUUUAUUCUACGCCUGCAAGGGUACACUCAGGUGAGAGUCCCUUGGUAAGUCAUUUGUGCAUCAGUGUCAUUUCUUCUUACCUCCGAAGAAGAUGGGCAUCACCAAUAAAGACAAAGCACUAUCAA
This is a messenger RNA of Piliocolobus tephrosceles (Ugandan red Colobus), 1797 nucleotides long. RefSeq names its product LYR motif containing 1 (gene LYRM1). Gene Ontology annotation, cellular component: mitochondrion. The record is from RefSeq and is a predicted model, not a curated record. The transcript is spliced from 4 exons. Lineage: Eukaryota; Metazoa; Chordata; Mammalia; Primates; Cercopithecidae. Bases 551 to 919 code for a protein of 122 amino acids.